Molecule: messenger RNA, 1053 nt
Organism: Sclerotinia borealis F-4128
Lineage: Eukaryota; Fungi; Ascomycota; Leotiomycetes; Helotiales; Sclerotiniaceae
Source: the annotation of a GenBank genome assembly
AUGUUCCUUACUCGGCUACCAAUACGAUCUGCAAGAAAACAGUUAAAUGCUUCGGCAUGUCUGCUAUGUCAAUGGCGUUCGUUUACCACAACAUACCCACGAUUGAACGAAAAGAAAGAAACACCACCACCACCGGCGCCGGCAGCUCCUUCAGUACUAGAUGAAGCUCCAAGAGCUUCGGGCAAGAGAGUUGAAAGCUUUACGCCUAAACCUUUGGAUCGAGCAAUUGGUCUUCCCGACCCACCGAGAGCGGGAGAAAAUAGCGGGGUGGAUCCUAGGACCUAUAAACAGAGAAAAGAUGAUUUCGUCACUUGGGAGAAGCAUCUCGAAAAGCGCAAGAGAUUGACUGCGGCGAUAUCCAAGCCAUAUUUCAGAGAAUGGGGUAAUAUGAAAUACCACAAGGGAAAAACCUUCCUGGCACCUCCUCGAAUUUUCAAAAGCGAUCGCGCGCUCUAUUUCCCGAAUUUGAGCGGCCGAACUUUAGAGCCGGACUCAACCCUAUAUGAAAACACUACACCCAUAUUGGAGGGUAAGAUCUCCGUUGUUUCCGUGUACAGCGGCGCAUGGGCAGAGCACCAGGCAGCUACUUUUGCAUCCGAGAAGAGCAAUCCGGGUUUACACGAAGUAGUGAGAAAUAGUAAGGGAUUGGCACAAACUGUGCAUAUAAAUGUCGAGGAGAACUACCUGAAAGCUAUGCUCAUCAAGUUCUUUCGAUCGAGUUUGAGGAAGAAGCUACCAGAGUUGAUGUGGAAGAGGUAUUUUGUAGUCCAAAAGGGACUUACGGAUGAGAUAAAAGAUGCUAUAGGGAUGCUGAACAGUAAGGUCGGAUAUACAUACAUUCUAGAUGGGGAGUGCAAGAUUAGGUGGGCGGGUAGUGGUCCUGCUGAGGAAUAUGAGGUGGAUGUGUUGGCCAAGAAUGUUUCCAGACUCUUGGAGGAUGCUAAAGCACCCCUUAACGAGAAGAGACUGGCACAAAGUGCACAACAAUCAUGGGACUCUGCUGCAAAGAAAUGGAGUAAAGAAGAUGCAGCAAAAGCUGGUCGCCGAGCAUGA